GAUAGAUAUUUGCCUCUGGUGGUGGUGCUCCACCGUAAUGCCUACCAAGCUUCUCUCUCUCUCUUUUUCCGCCAAUUUAUAGAGAGAGAGAGGAGCUAAGGAACAGGGAGUGAGACUUCUCGUGAUUUGUAGCGUAACCAUUUCAACUCCUCUCUCUCUCUCCCUCUCUCUCUCUCUCUCUCCCCUCAAUCUUCCACAGCCGCUCUUCUCUUGUGCCCUAAACACUCCUUUCCUCCUUUCUUUCUUUCUAGACUCAACAACCGGUUGGUGGAAGGAGCACUUACAUGAUGACAGCCUCAGUGUUUUUGGGUGGUUCUGAUCUUGGUUUUGGGAUUUGGAAUUUUGGAUGCUGAAUAUUAGAUGGAGUCUUGAGAUCAUCGUGGACCUUUUAGUUUUGGGAUGUUUUAUGAUUGCGGACUUCGAAGGAUAGGUGGCAUGUUUGUUGGUUUAUGGGUAUCUUUUUCCCAGAAAUGCUUUUAGAUGCAUCCUCUAAAGAUGGGUACUUUGUCUGAUACUUCUGAAAUUGUUGAAUCUAUGGAAGAAUUGGAUUCGAAAUGGAAAUUGGAUGAAUAUGCCGGAAAGCGUCGUAUGCCAAAGCCUGGACAAAUAUGUUCCAUUGAGGACGAUAUUAAUCAACUUUUUGAGGCAAUCGACAUAAGGACUUAUCGUAGGAGUUCCGGUUUGUUGAAGCAAGUUGGAAAAGACAAUUUACGGAAAAGUGCCAUGAAAAAACCAAUGAGAACUGGUUCAGCUUUAGCUUCUGGUAUUGGAUUUUCAGAGCCUGUGAGUUUGAAGCAGGCAUUGAGAGGGUUAUGCAUCUCUCAGGCAUCAGAGAUGGCUGCUAUGAAGCGGUUAUCAAAACCAGAAGGUUUGUCAAGGGAAUCAGAAGCUGGAACUAUCAAAAAGUUGAAUAGAGCAGUGGAAAUCUUCCUUGUUCCGGAAGAAAGUGCAUCAAAUUUUUCUGACAAAACGUCUGAAUUUGGGCGAUUUCCCAAGGUGGAAUUAUUGAACCAAAGUGCCCACUCUUCUACUCAUUUGCCCACUCAUGGGGGGUCUGAAAUCUCAAUGGCAGAGCUAGGGCAGAAUGAAAAGCGGACACAUUCCUCAUCUAGGACUCACACUAUUGAGAAACCGAUGGCAUUAGAUGAGAUUGUUCCUGCCUCAACUGAAGAAGCUCUAGUCGAGACAGACAAGGAGCGUAAUGGCAAGUUGCGUUUUGAUUCUUCUCUAUCUAGUGGUAAUAAUGCUAGUGAGAUUGUUAUCAAAUCUGCGAGCACUAGUCGACACAUAAUGAGACCAGUCUUCAGGAACAAGAUCUUUGUUAAAAAGAAAAUUAAGCAGGAUUCAACUUCUGUCCCUAGCAGCUCCAAUCAAUGUAGCGGUGGGGUAGAUAAUGAUUUGGGUCCUAGCAUGAGUAAAACUGUCUGCAAGGGACCCAACUGUGCUUCGAAGUAUGGAAGUAACGAUAAGGACAAAUCAUCUACGGUAUCAAGCAUUGUAAAUGUUAGCAGUGAAGUCAGUUCAAGUACUAAACCAGUUUUGAAUUCAAAUUUUAGUAACAGAACUAAAACUGUAGUUUCAAAAGGCGAUGAAAGAUCAAGAUCACGAGACAAGAGGGAGUUCUCUCAAAGCUCAAAAAGUAGCAUUGGUGAGUGUAGCAGUAGUACAAGCAUUAGUGAGGAGAGCACUCAAAUUGGAUCCAACCGUAUUGGGUAUAGACCGCACAUGUCAAAAGACUUGAGAUGGGAAGCCAUUCGUUGUGUUCAGAAGCAGCAUGGGAGCUUAGGUUUGAGACACUUUAAGCUACUCAAGAAACUUGGUAGUGGGGACAUUGGGACUGUUUACCUUGCUGAGCUAAUUGGCACGAAUUGCCUAUUUUCUUUGAAAAUUAUGAACGAUGAGUUUUUGGCUAGCAAGAAGAAAAUGCAUAGGGCACAAAUUGAAAGAGAGAUACUACAAAUGCUGGAUCAUCCGUUUCUUCCUACACUAUUUGCCCAUUUUACAACAGAUAAAUUCUCGUGCUUGGUUAUGGAAUACUGUCCAGGUGGAGAUCUGCACGUGCUCCAGCAAAAGCAACCUAACAAGAGUUUCUCUGAACAAGCAGCCAGGUUUUAUGUUGCUGAAGUGCUUCUAGCAUUGGAGUAUCUACACAUGCUUGGUGUUAUCUAUCGGGAUUUAAAACCUGAAAAUAUAAUGAUCCGGGAAGACGGACACAUCAUGCUUUCAGAUUUCGACUCGUCGAUCAAAUGUGCCGUUAACCCUAUGUUGCUCAAAUCAUUACCAGUUGUUGAGUCCCCUAAAAAGGAUUCGAGUCCGUGCACAGAAUCUAGCUGCAUAGACCCUUUUUGCCUCCAACCUUCCUGGCAAGUCCCUUGCUUUACUCCUAGGCUCAUCUCCACUGCAUCAAAAACUCGAAAACUCAAACCUGACCUCGCUGCCCAAGUCAGCCCGCUGCCACAGCUCAUAGCCGAGCCUAUUGGUGCCCAAUCAAAUUCCUUUGUUGGGACCCAUGAAUACUUGGCUCCGGAGAUCAUCAAAGGGGAGGGUCAUGGGAGCGCGGUUGAUUGGUGGACUUUUGGAGUCUUCCUGUAUGAGCUAUUGUACGGUAAGACACCCUUCAAGGGACGUGGAAACGAGGACACAUUAUCAAAUGUUGUGUCGUGGAGCCUCAAGUUUCCCGUGAGCCCUGUUGUUAGUUGUCAUACUAGAGAUUUGAUCCGAGGGCUGUUAGUGAAGGAACCUGAGAAUCGGUUGGGUUCUGCAAAAGGGGCAGCUGAGAUUAAGCAGCAUAUGUUCUUCGAGGGCCUCAACUGGGCUUUGAUUCGGUGUGCAAUACCUCCUGAGCUGCCUAAGAGCUGUGAUUUUGGGAGUGUCACUGCUGACCUGUCAUUGCAGAAAAAGGAAGAGAAUUUGGAGUUUGAGAUGUUUUAGCUUGAAAUACUUAGAUGUGGUGGAGAGAAGGUGUUUGAUUUCAUUUUCAAAAUGAAAUUUCUCAUCUUCUUUGUAACUGAUAUAAUAUAUAUAUAGCGUACAGUGUACAUGUAACUUUUAAGUUAGAAUUAGAUACUGAAAAGUUGGAAAAGAUUUUCAGUUUAUGUAAAAUAUGACACUUGUGUUUCUUGAAUUGUAGAAGCCUUUUUGACACUA
This is a messenger RNA of Camellia sinensis, 3147 nucleotides long. Its product is annotated as serine/threonine-protein kinase D6PKL1. Lineage: Eukaryota; Viridiplantae; Streptophyta; Magnoliopsida; Ericales; Theaceae. Gene Ontology annotation, biological process: protein phosphorylation. Gene Ontology annotation, molecular function: ATP binding; protein kinase activity. The record is from RefSeq and is a predicted model, not a curated record.